Coccidioides posadasii C735 delta SOWgp is the source of this 1601-nucleotide messenger RNA. RefSeq lists its product as uncharacterized. The record is from RefSeq and is a predicted model, not a curated record. NCBI's taxonomy places the organism in Eukaryota, Fungi, Ascomycota, Eurotiomycetes, Onygenales, Onygenaceae.
AUGACCGGUUAUGAUUCUGUGUAUACGUAUAAUGCGACCGCCGGUGUUGGCCAGUUCAACGGCUCAUUUGUACAGCCGUACCUACAAAAGCUGCAGAAUCUAUCCCCACAAUACCCAUAUCGUGUCGUGCCAUAUACAGCACUGUCCAUGCUCUAUGACUUUGUCGUCAAUCCGAUGCAUUCGGUAGUUGGCGACCCCAUUGCCUGUCAUGACAAAGACUGCGAUUCAUAUUUGCUCACUGGAGGGCUCAUCAUGACAACUCCAUGGCCACCUUUGAGUCAUCCCUCGGAGUCUGUCAUUAAAAUAUACGACGUGCCUUCAACCCAAAUCGAAUUCAAGCGUCGUAUAUCUGAUAGAGAUAUGUUCAUGGAUAAGGACUGCAUGGUUUUUGGUGACGACCAGACACUGAUCGGGCUGAGAUUUUGUUUAGCAAAUAACACGAAAGCCAACGGAUCAAUUACGGCCGGCUUAUAUGUGUGUCCAAACGGCACCCAGGCGGGUAAAUGUGAGGGCACAGGUAUUUUUCCAAAUCUCACGACGACAUUUUCUGUUUACAGUCGCAAAGCGAAUGUUGUCGCAUCCCGGUCAAAUUAUAGCGUUGUCGCGAUCUCAGAGAUUGGGGAGCCCACCAAAAACACCGAUAUUGAUCUUGUCGGCUUUAAAGAGGCUAUAACCUGGCUCCUAGACUAUAAAGCCGCCCAAAUUCCUGCUACGUCUUCAAUCGCAGAACAUUUCUGGAGCGGUCAAGACCAGCUCAGCAACAAGUAUUGGUCCAGAGAGCUAUAUCAGACGUUUCAGAGUAUUCUUGCGUUUCCACUCUGGAAAUUCAAUCCCAACAACUUUGGCAAUGUAGAGCUGUCGGCGCAAGAAAUCACUACAUCGCUCCCUCAAGAAUUUCACACAAAGGCAGCGAUUGCUACGCCGUAUACGAGGAUAGUUCUCAACAAGUCGAUGUUUAUCCUUUUCCUCCUGUUACAUAUUCUGGUGCUUACGUUCGUCUGGGCAAUGCUCUUAUGGUUGGUGAUUACUCGGCCAGAUUUGCCAAAAAUUUCAUCCUACCCCCUUUUCGAUUUUGCGUUUAAGACAAGGUACACAAUGCCAUCCGAUCCUCCGCCUCGGCACCAGAAGUCAGAAAAUCCUCCGAAACAUAUAGUGAGAAUUGGCGAUAAGGAAAUACUUUCGGAUCUAAGUCAGCUAGAAGUAUUUUUGCGUGGGAGGGGAGCUGGGUUAAAUUCGCGGCAGACGCCUGAAACUCUCUACAGUGUGCUUUUCAACCUACCAGCACAAGCACAGAUUCUGACGGAUAGUUCCCAUGAGGCCCUUGUAUCAGAAGCUGGAGAGGACGAGAGGAAGAAGUUUCUUUCCCAGGCUCACCCGGCAAAUAUUUCCUAAAAAUUAUGGUCUAUAGAGGACGCAAUUAUGCCGUCUGGAAAGAGGUAAUCAGAGCCGUCUCUUGAGCGUCAGGAUGUCGGGAUGAAUGAAUGCAGAGAGGGCAGUCCGUAGUUAUUUCUCGACCGGUUGAACCAUCUUACGUAACUAAACCACUCAAUCUUGAUAAUAUUUGAUCAGCCCGCGAACUAAUAUUCAUUUACCCAACCUCU